UGUACCGAGAUCAAGGAGCAGGUUGCAAACGAACAUGCGCAUGAACUUCGCAGAAAGUCCUUCCGGGGCGGGCUGCAGCGUAUGGUUUGUUGUUGCGAUUGCAUUUAGUUUUGGAAACCUUCUGAAUAGUUUUUGGAAGAAUAGUGAGAUUGAAUUUGCGAGGUGUGAGCUAUGGUUCAAUUACACAUCAAGCAAGGUAGUGAGAGCCAGUUUUUGCUUGACACAACAGUAGACAUUGCAGUGGAGGAUCUAACCAAGCAAGUAGCUGCCAUUUACAAUGGAAGGCUUAAGAUUGACCGGAUUUGUACAGAAAUAUGUGAACUGGCAGACCAUGGUACCUUUCUCCCUAUUAAUAUGCAAGGAUUGACAGACGAGCAAAUAGAGGAACUGAAACUGAAGGAUGAGUGGGCAGAAAAAUGUGUACCAAGUGGAGGAUUUGAAUUUAAAAAAGAUGAAAUGGGACGGAGAAAUGGGCAAGUUCCUAAUCAAGCAAUGAAAAACGUCUUGAAAAGAACAGUAGAAGAAGCUAAAGCAUUGAUAUCAAAGAAACAAGUUCAGGCCAAUGUAUGUGUAACAAUGGAGAUGGUGAAGGAUGCACUUGACCAACUGCGAGGAGCUGUUAUGAUUGUUUAUCCCAUGGGGCUGCCACCACAUGAUCCAAUUCGAGAAGAGUUUGAAGGGAAAGAAGAUCUUUCAGGAUUACAAGCUGGGAAAUUGGUGACUGAGGAGGCUGAAGCUCAGCUGUGGUGGGCAGGAAAAGAGUUGCAGAGAAGCAAGAAACUUUCUGACUAUGUAGGCAAAAAUGAGAAAACUAAAAUUGUUGUAAAGAUACAAAAACGAGGUCAGGGAGCUCCAGCUAGAGAGCCAAUUAUCAGUGAGGAUGAACAGAAGAAAAUGAUGAUGUACUAUUACCGACGACAAGAAGAACUCAAGAAACUUGAUGAAAAUGAUGAUGAAUCGUAUCUUGACUCAGAUUGGUCGGACAGGCAUGCUCUAAAAAGGCAGUUUCAGGGUGUAAAAGACAUCAGAUGGGGCCCCAGAAAAUAAUGACAAACAAUUCCUCUGGCACACGUUUUUUUAAGGUUUAUAUAAUCAACAUUACACAAGAACAGUGUACCUUCUAUUAUAAAGUACUUGGGCAAUUGUAACAUUUAAGAAUCAGCAAUUGCCCAGUGAAAAAAAUCCUCUACUUUAUGAUUUAAGCCUUGUUUUUAUGUUAGUUGUUCAACUCCUGAAACAAAUAAAAGCUUUGGAUAGCCUGGAGAAUUUUAAUGACUGUGAAUGAUAUGUGGCAAAAGAAGAUCUGUAGCCCAAUAUUACAUUUUCUGCUCAGAAUUUAGAAUACCACUUGCACACGUGUUAAAUAAAUAUUUAUUUUCCAAGUUGUGUGAUGUUUAUGUUGCCCUAUUUUGGACACAGUUCAUCAUGAAAUUUUGUGUGCAAUUACGUCUUAAAUACAUAAGAAAAGCUAUUAGCUCAGAUUUUGCAUUGGUAAUAGGCGGGGACACACUGUGCUCACUGUUAUGGUGUAAAAUGGAGAUUAGUGUCCAGUGUAUGCACAAAUGUGGAAAUCCUGAAGUUACAGCCACAGUCAAAGUACUGCUCCUAGGCUAUGCUAUAACCAUAUAGUGACAGUUAAUUUCAGUGCUCAACUUAUGCAAAUUCUAAAGUUGCACAGCUUACAUUAAACAUGCAGUAAAUUUUAGUGCUGGUGUAUUCAGGUGCAAAUGAAUUUUAAAAUUUCUGUCAGUCCUAGGUUCUGCCAGAAAAACACUCUGGCCUAGAAAAUUUAAUUUUACAAAUAGGGAUUCUUAUUCUUUCAUGGUUUUAUUAGCAUUGCAGACCCUUUAACUUUUCUGUCACUUUUUCCUCUCAAUAGCAAUUGUUAUUUCACUUUAUGUAUCUGAUUAAAUCAACAUUACAAUUC
Stegostoma tigrinum is the source of this 1927-nucleotide messenger RNA. RefSeq names its product cilia and flagella associated protein 298 (gene cfap298). The record is from RefSeq and is a predicted model, not a curated record. Bases 172 to 1047 code for a protein of 291 amino acids. The transcript is spliced from 8 exons. Lineage: Eukaryota; Metazoa; Chordata; Chondrichthyes; Orectolobiformes; Stegostomatidae. Gene Ontology annotation, biological process: regulation of cilium movement.